UCACUACAAGCUACAAAACUUCUUUUCUUCACUUAUUAACACAUCUUCACACACACACACACACAAACAAAAACAUCAACUUGCUAUAUAUAUAUAUAGAGAGAGAGCAUAUAGUAAAACUAUAUAAUUUAUUUUAAUCAAGGUCUAAAUUAACAUGGAUAUGGUGAUGAAGUUGGGAGCAGAAAGUCCAGUGGUGAUUCUUAGCAAGAGCACUUGUUGCAUCUCUCACAGCAUCGAAACCCUAAUUCGAGGUUUUGGGGCAAACCCUACCGUUUACGAGCUCGAUAAACUUUCAAAUGGGAAAGAAAUGGAGAAGGCAUUGAUUGAAUUACUAGGAUGUAAAUCAAGUGUGCCAGCGGUGUUCAUUGGAGAAGAGUUUGUUGGUGGCUCUAAUGAGAUUAUAAGUCUUAAUGUUAGAGGCAAGCUCAAAAACUUGCUUCUAAAGGCUAAUGCUAUUUGGAUAUAGAGAUUAAAUUUACUAGCUAGCAAAUAAUCAGCUACAUAAUCAGAAUUUUUCACUAAAAAAAUAUAAAAAAAAUAAAUAUACGAAUAAGUCAUUGCAUUUCAAUCGUGUAGUAUAUAUAGAUUAUAUAUAAAGAUCAAAAUUCACUAGCUAGCUAGCAUGUUUAGAUUUUGAAACCUUUCAUUGUAGCAGUUUCAAGUCUCACAUUUCCUAUUUUGAUGUACUAGUGCAUAAAAAUAAUUCAUAAAUAUAUAAGUUUUAUCUUAA
Messenger RNA from Solanum stenotomum, 730 nucleotides. RefSeq names its product monothiol glutaredoxin-S1-like. Lineage: Eukaryota; Viridiplantae; Streptophyta; Magnoliopsida; Solanales; Solanaceae. The coding region runs from base 155 to 466 and encodes 103 amino acids. The transcript has a single exon. The record is from RefSeq and is a predicted model, not a curated record.